This is a messenger RNA of Fusarium coffeatum, 1344 nucleotides long. RefSeq lists its product as uncharacterized. Bases 1 to 1344 code for a protein of 447 amino acids. The transcript has 2 exons. The record is from RefSeq and is a predicted model, not a curated record. NCBI's taxonomy places the organism in Eukaryota, Fungi, Ascomycota, Sordariomycetes, Hypocreales, Nectriaceae. Gene Ontology annotation, molecular function: NAD+ binding.
AUGGGCCAGGAAGAGUCCUCCAUGAGCUACGGCGGCCCGCCCGCAACCCUCAGUGAGCGGAGCUUGGCCGCUGUCGCGGACUACAUCAAGUCGGGUCGCAGCAAGCGUAUUGUGGUUCUGACUGGCGCUGGUAUCUCGACUGCUGCUGGUAUCCCCGACUUUCGAUCGCCUGGAACUGGUCUCUAUGCCAAUCUUGCCCGUCUCAAUCUGCCCUACGCUGAAGCCGUCUUCGAUAUCUCCUACUUUCGCGAGCAUCCCGAGCCAUUCUACGUAUUAGCAAACGAAUUGUAUCCCGGAAAGUUCCACCCGACCGUUUCGCAUGCCUUCAUCGCUCUUCUCGCCCGCAAGGGCCUUCUCCAGAUGCUCUUCACCCAGAACAUCGAUUGCCUUGAGCGCGUAGCAGGAGUGCCCUCGGACAAGAUAAUUGAGGCCCAUGGAAGCUUCGCAAAGCAGCGCUGCAUCGAAUGCAAGGAGGAAUACCCCCAGGAUAAGAUGGAGAAGCACGUUUUUGGAGGCAAGGUACCUCAUUGCGACAAGGAAGGUUGCAACGGACUUGUCAAGCCUGACAUUGUCUUCUUUGGAGAACCUCUACCUAAAGCAUUCGACAAUAAUACUUUCCAAGUCGCAAUGGCAGAUCUGGUCUUGAUUGUCGGCACUAGUCUGAGUGUCUACCCCUUCGCUGCUUUGCCAGGUAUGGCGCAAGAGGGGAAGCCUCGUGUGCUCUUCAACAUGGAGCAGGUGGGCCAACUUGGCAGCAGAUCCGAUGAUGUGAUCCAGCUGGGCGACUGCGACGCCGGUAUCCGCAAGUUUGCUGAUGAGCUCGGCUGGCGCGACGAGCUUGAGGCGCUGUGGAGAGAGACCGUGGGCGACGAGGAGGCAGACAGACAAAACAGUGGCAGAGAGAAGGAGGCGGUUCAAGAUGAAGUCGAGCGCUUGGCUGCUGAGGUUGGAGCUGUUGCAAUCAAUGACAGUGACGAGAGCGAUGGUACUAAGCAAGAAGGCACGGAGAAAGAUGUCAUUUCGCAAGAAGAGGCAACAAAGUCUCAAGAGGAACAGCCCAAGACUGAGAAUAGCAGUUCGGAGCCCUCCGAUACUCCCGCUUCAUCAUUCACACCCGCAGAAGAUAGCGCCAAGGAAUCACCCAAGACCGAGCAACUCAAGCCAGAGAACCUCGAGAAGAUUGGGGCAGCGGCAGCAAAGACACCGUCCAUGGUCACAGAGCCGCCUAAACCACCACCAUCAAAGGAGGAAACAACACAGGCAGACACGCCCAAGGAAGGACCCACAGAUGCGGCUGUGUCUACGGAGACUGCCCCCGAAGAAGAGAACAAAUCUAAAUUCUAA